AAUUUGCAACACCCAAAAAUACUCUCUUUCUCUCUCUCUCUCUCUCUCUCCAGUCUACACCUUCGCGCUUAGUCUCUCGCUCCUUCUGUGUCUAUCAAUCACAAAUUCAGAGCAGGUUUGAACUCUUGCAUGGAUGGAUCCUUCAAACGCCCCACAGCAGGCAAUGUCUAGCCAAUCAGUAGAAGAUGUGUUGGGUUAUCCAAAACCACAGCAGGAGAGGAGGCUAAGGCCACAACCAGAACAAGCACUCAAGUGUCCUAGAUGUGAUUCCACCAAUACCAAGUUCUGUUACUACAACAACUACAGUCUCUCACAGCCCAGGUACUUCUGCAAGGCUUGUAGAAGGUAUUGGACUAAAGGAGGGUCACUUAGAAAUGUUCCAGUUGGUGGAGGUUGCAGGAAGAACAAGCGAUCUUCAUCAUCAUCAUCAUCAUCAUCAAAAAGGAUGACACAAGACCAAUCUCUCACUGAAACUAACUCUUCCAACCCAAUUCAUAACCUCCCAUCCUUUGCUUAUGACUCCAAUGACCUCACCCUUGCCUUUGCUAGACUCCACAAACAACCCACUAGGCAGUUAGGUUUUGAUGACCAUGAGAAUUCUAUUCUUGGAAACCCUAAUAAUCCCACCCAUUUUGAUAUCCUUGGAAACCCUGAUAACACCACCACCACUGCAGCUGGUCCUGGUUUUCUUGAUGCACUUAGAAGUGGGUUUCUUGAUACUUCCUCAAAUGGGUUUCAUAAUUUCUCCUUUGGGUAUGGGAAUGGAAACAUGGGAGAGUUAGAAAGUGGUGGUGCCGCCAGCUGCGGCGGCGGCGGUGGUGGUGGUGAGAUGAUGUUCCCUUAUGAGGAAAUUGGUGGUGCAACAGCAACAAAUGCAACAGUAACAACUAUCAAACAAGAGUUCAGAAGAGGAAAAGAUGGAGAGAAUAGAAUUUUGUAUGGGUUUCCAUGGCAAGUUAGUGGAGAAGGAAGCAUGGGUGUUGUAGACUCUGGAAGAGAGAAUUGGAAUGGAUUUGGUUCCUCUUGGCAUGGACUUGUUAACAGUACUCCUCUGAUGUAGUUUUUAGUUCUUCUUCAUUGUCUCAUGAAUUAAGAACCCUCUUUCUUGUUUUUUCUUAUUCUUCUUUCCGUUCUUUUCUGUUCUUUGUCUGUUGUAAUGACCCUGAUAUACUAAUGGAUUCUCUGAUUUGUUUU
Telopea speciosissima is the source of this 1194-nucleotide messenger RNA. Its product is annotated as dof zinc finger protein DOF3.2. The coding region runs from base 134 to 1060 and encodes 308 amino acids. The transcript is spliced from 2 exons. The record is from RefSeq and is a predicted model, not a curated record. Gene Ontology annotation, molecular function: DNA binding; DNA-binding transcription factor activity. Gene Ontology annotation, biological process: regulation of DNA-templated transcription. NCBI's taxonomy places the organism in Eukaryota, Viridiplantae, Streptophyta, Magnoliopsida, Proteales, Proteaceae.